CCUCAGUCAUCAAACCAAACUUAAGAAAAGGUCUCCAAGCAAACAACAGCUGAAAAUCUUCAACCAAACGCUACCUCACAAAAAAUCGAAAUGAAGUUCAUCACCGCCAUCCUCACCCUCGCUGCCGUGGCCGUCGCCAGUCCCACCGGCACAAACCCCCCUCAGUGCACGCCGGCCACCUACUCGUGCGCCAAGAACCCUAACACCCACGCCGAGGGUUGGCAGGUCUGCGAUGUCGACAGCAAGUGGGUGUACGCCGGUGACUGUCCCCCGAAGACUGUCUGCAAGUUCUUGGAGGCCAACGGAAGCCCGUAUUGCAUUCCUGCUACGUGGUAAAGCGGGGGAUGGAUGGAGGUUGAAACUCGAGAGAUGGGAGUCGAGUGGCGGGUAUCCCGCGUAGGACGAAGUUGGGUUGGAAUCGGGUGUUAUUUCUCACGACACUCCUUUAACUUGAGUUGAAGUUUAGGAAGUUGAGUAUGGAUGUGUAUGGGGGGGACUUGUAAAUACCUGGUUCAUUCACUCCUUAUGAUUGAUCAGGAAACAAUCAUUCUCUGAUACUGCAUGAAUCACUUCGCCAUAGUGGAGGAAGGCAUGAGGUAAACUGCCACGCUGGGUUAUCAAGACACCUUCUCAAAGUGGCCUUGAACUAUCG
Messenger RNA from Neurospora crassa OR74A, 652 nucleotides. RefSeq lists its product as hypothetical. The transcript is spliced from 2 exons. The record is from RefSeq and is a predicted model, not a curated record. Lineage: Eukaryota; Fungi; Ascomycota; Sordariomycetes; Sordariales; Sordariaceae. Bases 91 to 336 code for a protein of 81 amino acids.